Messenger RNA from Chrysoperla carnea, 1634 nucleotides. RefSeq names its product RING-type E3 ubiquitin-protein ligase PPIL2. Gene Ontology annotation, molecular function: peptidyl-prolyl cis-trans isomerase activity; ubiquitin-ubiquitin ligase activity. Gene Ontology annotation, biological process: protein peptidyl-prolyl isomerization; protein folding; protein polyubiquitination. The record is from RefSeq and is a predicted model, not a curated record. The coding region runs from base 73 to 1626 and encodes 517 amino acids. Lineage: Eukaryota; Metazoa; Arthropoda; Insecta; Neuroptera; Chrysopidae. Gene Ontology annotation, cellular component: catalytic step 2 spliceosome. The transcript is spliced from 8 exons.
GGACAUCGUUCAUAAACGUAAACAUUAGCCAGAGUAGUUUGCAAUAUUAUUGUAGCUAAAAAAUAAAUAAAAAUGGGGAAACGACAACAUCAAAAGGACAAAAUGUACUUAACGUACACCGAAUGGACUGAAUUAUACGGAGGAAAAAAAUCAGGGCCACCAUCAGCUGAAGAUGCAGCUUUUAGACGUUUACCUUUUGAUCAUUGUUGUGUAUCUUUACAACCUUUUGAACAUCCUUAUUGUGAUAAAAAAGGCAAUGUUUUUGAACUACAAGCAAUUAUUAAUUACAUCAAAAAAUAUAAAACAAAUCCGGUUACUGGAGAGGCAUUAGAUACAAAAUCAUUAAUAAAAUUAAUUUUCCAUAAAAAUGCCGAAGAUGAAUACCAUUGUCCAGUUAUGUUCAAAACAUUCACGAAAAAUUCACAUAUUGUAGCCAUUGCAACCACAGGGAAUGUGUUUUCUUAUGAGGCAGUAGAACAAUUAAAUAUUAAAACACGAAAUUGGAAAGAUUUAGUUGUAGAUACUCCUUUUGAAAGAAAAGAUAUUAUCACCAUUCAAGAUCCUAAUAAUUUAACAAAAUUCAACUUAACAACGUUUCAUCACAUCAAGAAUAACUUGCGUGUUGAGGAUGAAGAGGAAGUGGCUCAAAGAGGAGAUCCAACAGCUCGGUUGAAAAAAAUUUCUAAUGAAACUAAAGCAAUACUAAACGAAUUAAACGAACAAUAUAAGAAGCCCGAAGAAACUGUAGAAGAAAAAGCUAAACCUGAUAAAUUUAAUGCUGCUCAUUAUUCAACGGGAAUGGUUGCAGCAGGUUUUACAUCUACGGUGAUGGCACCGCUUACAGAAGUUGAGCCAGCAAUUAUCCAUGAAGAUUUGGUUCGAUAUCAAAGAGUUAAAAAGAAAGGAUAUGUACGUUUAAUCACAAAUAUGGGUCCCUUAAAUUUAGAAUUAUAUUGUGAUGUUCUUCCGAAAACAUGUGAAAACUUUUUGAAACAUUGUGAUAGUGGAUAUUAUAAUGGUACCAAAUUCCAUAGAUCAAUACGAAAUUUUAUGAUUCAAGGUGGCGAUCCUACGGGUAAAGGUACCGGUGGAGAAUCAAUUUGGGGGAAUAAAUUUGAAGAUGAAAUUAAACCAAAUUUAACCCAUUCAGGUCGUGGUGUAUUGUCUAUGGCAAAUUCUGGUCCAAAUACUAAUGGUUCACAAUUUUUUAUUACAUAUCGAUCUUGUCGCCAUUUGGAUGGAAAACAUACAGUAUUUGGUAAAGUGGUUGGUGGAGUGGAUACUUUAACAGCAAUGGAAAGGAUUGAAGUAGAUAAUAAAGAUCGUCCAAUCGAAGAUAUUAUUUUAAUAAGAGCACAAGUUUUUGUGGACCCUUAUCAGGAAGCUGAUGAACAGCUUACGAAAGAAAGAGAAGAGGAAUUAAAACGUUUAGCUGAAGAAGCUAAAAAACUCGAAGAAAGCAAAAAGAAAAAUGUACCAUUAAAAGUUUACAGAGAGGGUGUUGGAAAAUACAUAAAUCCAAAAGCAAUGAAAAAACAAAAUGAUCAAAUGGCAGAAGUGUCGGAACCAGUUAAGAAAAAAUCAAAAAAUGCAUCAUAUAAAUUUGGAGAUUUUCAAGGAUGGUAAUUAUCAAU